AUGUUGCAUCUAGGCCUGUCAUCGUCUUUGCGUUAUUCUUUGCGCCGCAAUGUGGCAGAAGCAGUCGUACGGCCUCGGGCGCAGCCCUUCUCGAUGCGUGCACCAUCAAAUAAUGCGAACAACAUACGGAGUAUGUUGCAGAAUCGUCCGACCGUCUUGUCGCCUACUCUGCUCUCCCGCUUCUCGCGCUCUAUUACAACAGAUGCACACACUGUAACAACCUCUUCAUCCCAAGACGCUUGGAAGCGUUUUGGAAUCACAGCGGCUGUUGUCGCAGGCACGGUAAUCCUAGCAGAAGGCUUCCUGAACAGAGAUACUCGCGAUAGAUUGAGUCCAGCCGAACAAUCCUACUUACAUGAAAGUUUCAAGUACACAGGGGGUGGACUAGCAUUGACUGCACUCGCCGCUCGGGGUUUGUUCAGGUCUGGUGUUGCCUUCAGGAUCAUGUCUGCGAACCCUUGGCUUGUACUCGGUGUCAGUCUCGCGGGUAGCAUCGGAUCCAUGAUGGGGGUCUUCUACACGCCUCCGGAGCAAACCUUCCAAAAGCACGCUUUUUGGCUGGCAUUUAAUGCGUGUCAAGCCGCAACCCUAAGCCCAUUGUUCUUCCUGAGCCCCGCCAUUUUAUCUCGCGCAGCCCUCUACACGUGCGGCGUGGUUGGUUCUCUAUCUUACGUGGGCGCCACCGCCAGGAAUGAUAAAUAUCUAUACAUGGGUGGACCACUGCUGGCUGGCGUCACAGUCGUUGCUUUGAGUUCACUCGCACCCCUCGCACUCCCGUUGGGUAUGCGUGGCCUCGCUGUUGCAGAGACCCUCUCCCUUUAUGGAGGUCUCGCUGUCUUUGGUGGCCUUGUUCUCUAUGACACCCAAAAGAUUUUGCAGCAUGCGCGGAUGGCGGAGACGGGUGUCAUUCCCAGAGAUCCCAUAAAAGAAUCUGUUGCCCUUGAGCUCGAUAUGAUCAAUAUCUUCAUCCGCCUUGUUCAGAUUCUGGCUAUGCGCCAAAAUAACCGAAAGUGA
Suillus paluster is the source of this 1014-nucleotide messenger RNA. Its product is annotated as Bax inhibitor family protein. Bases 1 to 1014 code for a protein of 337 amino acids. Gene Ontology annotation, cellular component: mitochondrial inner membrane. NCBI's taxonomy places the organism in Eukaryota, Fungi, Basidiomycota, Agaricomycetes, Boletales, Suillaceae. The record is from RefSeq and is a predicted model, not a curated record. The transcript has 7 exons.